Messenger RNA from Zea mays, 879 nucleotides. RefSeq lists its product as uncharacterized. The transcript is spliced from 3 exons. NCBI's taxonomy places the organism in Eukaryota, Viridiplantae, Streptophyta, Magnoliopsida, Poales, Poaceae. Bases 88 to 879 code for a protein of 263 amino acids. Gene Ontology annotation, molecular function: DNA binding. The record is from RefSeq and is a predicted model, not a curated record.
CCCUCCUGCUGCUCCCCCGCCGGCUGCUCCCCUCCCUGCUCCCCCGCCGUGUACAAGUGAAAGAAAUCAAAGGAUUAAGGUUUAAGGAUGUCAUCAGAAACUGCAGCUGCACCUUCUGAAACUGAAGCAGCUAGAGCGAAUCUCCUAAAAAGAAAUUCAGAUGAUGUUGGAUGGGAAUAUGGUGUUCUUGUUGAUGCUAACAACAAAGACAAGGUGAAGUGUAAGUUCUGUGACAAGGAGAUGAGGGGAGGGAUUUAUAGGUUGAAGGAGCAUCUUGCCCAUGUUGGAAAGAAUGUGAAGAAAUGCACGUCUGCAACACCGCAGGCUCUAGAGGCUAAAGAGAAGUGCAAGAAAGCAAUAGUGGCUGCAAAAAGGAAGAGGGAGGAGAAGACUAUUCGUGAGCUAGAACUUAGAGAGGAAGUGAAUGUAUCUAGGGUUGGAGAGGAGUCAGAAGAAGUCACUUGUGUUGGAAGCUCACAGCCUCACAAAUUAGGGCCAAUUGACAAAUGGACACGUGCUAUUGAUCCUACCAAGGCUGAUUCAUUCAAACAACAGCAGCUGAACAAGGAAUUAUGGAAAGAAAGAGAGCAUGAGGUGCACAAGUUUAUUGCAAGAUGGGCCUAUAAUCAUGGAAUACCUUUCAAUGCAUGUGACAAUGAUGAGUUCAAGCAAAUGUGUGAAGCAAUUGGACAAUUUGGACCAGGACUUACACCUCCAACUCAAGAUGCCUUUCGAGGUAGUUUGCUGGAAGAAGAAUAUGAAAGAACCAAGUGUUUGCUGCAGGAACGUGAAGCCGAGAAGAUGAAAAAUGGGUGCUCUAUUAUGACCGAUGCUUGGUCAGAUAGGAAGAGGAGAAGCAUAAUGAAAUCAUCCAGAUAA